Messenger RNA from Phragmites australis (common reed), 2866 nucleotides. RefSeq names its product transport inhibitor response 1-like protein Os04g0395600. Gene Ontology annotation, cellular component: SCF ubiquitin ligase complex. Bases 669 to 2396 code for a protein of 575 amino acids. Lineage: Eukaryota; Viridiplantae; Streptophyta; Magnoliopsida; Poales; Poaceae. The record is from RefSeq and is a predicted model, not a curated record. The transcript is spliced from 5 exons. Gene Ontology annotation, molecular function: protein binding. Gene Ontology annotation, biological process: SCF-dependent proteasomal ubiquitin-dependent protein catabolic process.
UCCCACCUCUCCCUCCUGUCCAAGAGGAAGAAGCAUCUGGGCAGCUAGCUCUUCCGAUUCGUCUCCCUCCUCUCCCCAGAGCCCCCCUCUCCACCUGCUCCGGUCAGCCUCCCCGCCUGCCACCUUGGGGUUCCUCCCCGUCACGGGGCCGCCCUCUCCUGGCGCAUCCCCGGAUUUCUCUGUUCCCCUUUUGGGCGGACGUCUUGGGAAUCCGACGCCUUGAGGGGGUGGGUGGGUUCCUGGUUCCGGCGCGGCGGCGUGCGCGACCUUUGCUUCCGAAAGGAGGGUUUUUUAGUGGGUUUUAAGGGAAGGAACUCGGGGACUGCGAGGCGUUCAUGGGUUAGAUCUGGCGGUCCGGCGCCGCGGAUCUGAGCGAGGUUUUGGCGGAGGGAUCGGGGCCGGGAGGUCGCCAUCUUUGGCUCAUUUCGGUCAAGCGCUCAUUUUGAGUAGCUUGGGCGUCUCAUGUCCAAAUAGGGUAUGGAUGACAGAUGCAGUAGCUGUCGGAAGGAGCCUUGGUCGCAGAUCUGAAAGCUAUUCUGCCCCCUUGUUCUGUUGACCUGCUUGCUGACCUGCAGAAUGGAGUGGAUGAUAACGAUUCCUGUUGUUUGACUGUCAGUAGUUGCUGCUUAGUGUUUGUUUCAAGAAUUUAGCUGUUGGGGGAAGUCACCAUGACCUACUUCCCUGAAGAGGUGGUGGAGCACAUAUUCAGCUUCUUGCCGUCGCACAGCGACCGGAACACGGUUUCCCUGGUGUGCAAGGUGUGGUAUGAGAUCGAGAGGCUGAGCCGGCGUGCUGUCUUUGUGGGGAACUGCUAUGCGGUGCGUCCCGAGCGUGUGGUGCUGCGGUUCCCCAAUGCAAGGGCGCUGACAGUGAAGGGGAAACCGCACUUUGCGGACUUCAACCUCGUGCCGCCUGAUUGGGGUGGCUACGCGGCGCCAUGGAUUGAGGCGUUAGCGAGGGGCUGCGUGGGUCUUGAGGAGCUGCGGAUGAAGCGGAUGGUGGUGUCAGAUGAGAGCCUUGAGCUGCUGGCUCGUUCGUUCCUUCGAUUCAGGGCCCUCAUCCUUAUAAGCUGCGAGGGAUUUAGCACCGAUGGGCUAGCAGCUAUUGCGAGUCACUGCAAGCUCCUGAGGGAGUUAGAUUUGCAGGAAAAUGAUGUGGAGGACCGUGGGCCUAGGUGGCUCUCCUGCUUCCCUGAUUCCUGUACUUCGCUUGUCUCCUUGAAUUUCGCCUGCAUCAAAGGGGAGGUGAAUUCUGGUUCAUUGGAGAGACUUGUUGCUAGGUCUCCAAACCUACGCAGUUUGAGGUUGAAUCGAUCUGUAUCAGUAGAUACGCUGUCAAAGAUACUACUACGCACCCCUAAUUUGGAGGACUUGGGGACAGGGAAUUUGACAGAUGAGUUCCAAACUGAAUCCUACUUCAGGCUGACUAGUGCUCUGGAGAAAUGCAAAAUGUUGAGGAGUUUGUCUGGAUUUUGGGAUGCUUCUCCUGUUUGUGUUCCAUUUAUCUAUCCCCUCUGUCAUCAACUAACAGGUCUAAACUUGAGCUAUACUCCCACACUGGAUGCUUCUGAUCUCACUAAAAUGAUCAGCUGCUGUGUGAAACUCCAACGUCUUUGGGUACUGGAUUGCAUCUCAGACAAGGGUUUGCAAGUGGUGGCAUCCAGCUGCAAAGAUCUACAAGAACUCAGGGUGUUCCCAUCAGAUUUUUAUGUUGCUGGUUAUUCUGCAGUGACAGAAGAGGGACUUGUUGCAAUAUCGUCAGGCUGCCCAAAACUGAGCUCUUUGCUGUAUUUCUGUCACCAAAUGACCAAUGAUGCACUAAUUACUGUAGCUAAGAACUGCCCAAAUUUCAUACGGUUUAGACUCUGUAUUCUUGAACCAAGGAAGCCGGAUGCCAUGACAAACCAGCCGUUAGAUGAAGGCUUUGGUGCAAUUGUUCGUGAAUGCAAGGGGUUAAGACGACUGUCAAUAUCGGGUCUCCUCACUGACAAGGUUUUCAUGUAUAUUGGAAAAUAUGCAAAAUACCUUGAGAUGCUUUCUAUAGCAUUUGCUGGAGAUAGUGAUAAGGGGAUGAUGCAUGUUAUGAAUGGAUGCAAGAAUCUAAGGAAGCUGGAGAUUAGAGACAGUCCAUUUGGUGAUGUUGCACUCUUGGGGAAUGUUGCCAAGUAUGAGACAAUGCGAUCCCUUUGGAUGUCAUCAUGCAAUGUCACAUUAAAGGGGUGCCAAGUCCUUGCAUCGAAGAUGCCGAUGCUCAAUGUGGAGAUCAUGAAUGAACUAGAUGGAAGCAGUGAAAUGGAGGAAAACCAUGUAGAUCCCUCUAAAGUGGAGAAAUUAUAUGUUUACCGCACAACUGCUGGAGCGAGGGAUGAUGCACCAAAUUUUGUUAAAAUCCUAUAGAGCUGGCUGAGAGUAGCCUGGUAUCUUGUCACUCUAAAAGAUGGUCGGAAAUCCGGCAGGCUGGGGGCCGCGGCAACAGUGGUAAGUUCUUGAAUCGUCUCCCCUUUGCAGGGUAUCAGGAAAAGCUACACUGCUGUGUGCCCUUAUCUUGGAGCAGCAACUGGCCGGGAUCCAUCAUCAUCCCCUGUACCACCGCCCCCUUUUAGUGUUUGGUCAUAUGGUCACUGAGACCCUUUUAUCUCCUGUGCAUUCUCACUCGAGAGGACUGCCUUUUCUUUUCUUUUCUUUUCUUUUCUCCCCCAGUAUUCUGUAGCGUACCCAUCUCUACUUGCUUUUGACAUUGGUGCAGUGGACUGUGUUGCUGCUGCUGUUGUAGUGUUUGUUUCAACCUGGAUGAUCCGGACAUUCCGGGACGAAGAUUGGUUUCUUGCUCCUGUGAAUGCAGUGCGUGGAAUAAUUUGCGGUUUAUC